Molecule: messenger RNA, 1697 nt
Organism: Paramecium pentaurelia
Lineage: Eukaryota; Ciliophora; Oligohymenophorea; Peniculida; Parameciidae
Source: the annotation of a GenBank genome assembly
AUGUAUUAAAAAUGGAGUUAUUUUAUAAUUUAAUGUAUUGGAAAAAUAACUUCAUUUUAGAAAUAAGAUUUAAUUGAUGACUAAAAAAUCACCAAAAAUCAAGUGAAAAUUAAUCAUUUUAAAUGGAAAGGAAAAGAAGGUAAAGAGAAAUAGAAAAUUGGUAAAUGGGAAGUAUAUUGGAAAAAUAAAGUAUAAAAAAUAGGAGGAUAUUAUGAUAAUUAAGGUCUAAAGUAAGGAUUGUGGUAGGAAGAGUAUGAAAAUUUCUGGGAGUACUUUAUUUUAUAAAUAUGAAGUUAUGCUUAAAUUGUUUACGUUGGAAUUUAUCAUAAUGGAAUAUAAAGAAAUAGAUGGGAUACUAUUAUGAAUAAUAAUUUUAUGUAAUUAUUUAUAAUCAAAAUGUAGUGGAGGGGGUAAUUAUGAUCAUAAUGGCAAAAAGACAGGCAAGUGGGUUGAAUUACAUUUAAAUUACUUUAAACAGAAUUAUGCUUAUUGCGAUGCCACUUAUGAAGGAGAGUAUUUAGAAGGGGGAAAAUAAGGAUAUUGGUAAACAUUUCUCUCAAAAAAAAUUAUGUAAUUUAUUAAUAUAAUUUUAGUGGAGGAGGUUUUUAUAAUCAGGAUGGAUAAAAGGAUGGUUUUUGGAUUGAAUUGAAUGAUAACUUUUCUUUGUAUUUAAUAGAAAUUAUAAAUAGUGGUAAUUAAGUUAUUUACAAGGGCAACUAUAAGAAUGGUUUACAAAUAGGAAUAUGGGAAAUUGUAAAAGUUUAUGACGGAAAACAAAUAUAUAUGUAAAAUAUAAAAAAUAGUAAAGUGGGGGAGGUUCUUUUGAUGAUAAUGGAAAGAAAAAUGGUAGAUGGGUUGAUUUAGCAAUAGAUUGGUUGAAGUAUAUUAUAAAAUGCAUUGGAUAGUGGUAACAAGGAAAUCUUUUAUAUUGGUGAUUAUAAGAAUGGAUAGAAAAUAGGGUAAUGGAAUAUUCAUAAUUGGUAUAACAAAUCCAUGUAUUAUUUACAUCAUAAACUUUUAAGUGGUGGUGGAGAAUUUUAAGAAGGAGUGAAGAAUGGAUAAUGGAUUGAACUGCAUGAUAAUUGGCAUUAAAAGUUCUUAUUCUUUUUUAUUUAGGUGGCCAUAAAUAUCUUAUCAUGGUAGUUAUUAAAAUGGAAAAAAAAAUGGAAAAUGGGAUACUUAUGAUAAUUAUAAUGGAACAGAUAAAUAUAUGUUAAAUUUUAAUAUUAUAAGAAGUGGUGGUGGGUAAUUUUAAGGAGGAAUUAAAGAUGGAAUAUGGAUAGAUGUGCAUGAUGAUUGGCGUCCAGGGUAUUUAAUAAAUUUAAUUAAUAGUUGGAGAUAAAUCAUUUAUCAUGGUGAGUAUUAGAUGGGCAAAAAAAUUGGAACAUGGAAAAUCUUAGAGAACUCAGAUAAAUAAAUGUAAAAAUUUAGAAUAUCAUAAAUUUUAAAGUGGUGGUGGAGAUUAUAAUGAAUAUGGAAUGAAGAAUGGUAAAUGGUUUGAACCUGAUGAAAAAUGGGAUAAAAAGUAUUUUAAUAAUUAUAAAAUCAAUAGAAAUUUGGAAUUCAUUUAUGAAGGUGAAUAUAAGAAUGGUUUAAAAAUCGGUUAAUGGAAUCGUAUAGAUAAUUUGAAUGGAAUAAAUAAUAGUUUAUAUGAACAUUAUAGCGAUGAUGGAUUCUUAAUAGAAAAUGAAUUAUGA